Sinocyclocheilus anshuiensis is the source of this 2436-nucleotide messenger RNA. Its product is annotated as nuclear pore complex protein Nup88-like. Gene Ontology annotation, molecular function: structural constituent of nuclear pore. Gene Ontology annotation, biological process: ribosomal small subunit export from nucleus; mRNA export from nucleus; protein import into nucleus. Bases 45 to 2210 code for a protein of 721 amino acids. The record is from RefSeq and is a predicted model, not a curated record. Lineage: Eukaryota; Metazoa; Chordata; Actinopteri; Cypriniformes; Cyprinidae. Gene Ontology annotation, cellular component: nuclear pore. The transcript is spliced from 17 exons.
GUGGAUUUCUCUGACGACUUUAUUCUGUGACAGCACGGGAAAACAUGGCGUCGUUUGCGGGAGAUCGCUGGAGGGAAGCGCUGAAGAACCACGAUGUUUUCAGUAAAUUACAAGAGAGGCUUAAUUUAGAGCCUCAGGGGACAAGCAAAAGAAUAGCCAAGAACCUUACGUUUUGUCUGAACGGUGACCUAUUCAUAUGGGACAGUGUUGAGAGUGUGUUUUACACCACAAACCUGCGACAGCUGAACACCGACAGCGACACAGACACUUCUAAAUACCAGACUCUGCUGUGCAUCAACCCGCCGCUGUUUGAGGUGUGUCAGGUGCUCGUCAGCCCCGCGCAGUAUCACGUGGCUCUCAUCGGUCAGCGGGGAGCGACUAUACUGGAGCUGCCUCAGCGCUGGGGCAAGAGGUCAGAGUUCGAGGGUGGCCGCGUCCAGAUCAACUGCAAGACGAUUCCUGUGGCUGAACGUUUCUUCACUAGUUCUCCCUCUGUGACUCUCCGACAGGCUGCCUGGUAUCCCAGCGAAACUGAGGAGCCUCAUCUGGUUUUUCUGACCUCAGAUAACACCAUCAGACUUUACAAUCUUAAGGAGCCACAGUCCCCUGCCAAAGUUUUAUCUGUGUCUCAGGUAGACGAGGAAAGCAUUGUUCAUACAAGAGGACGCUCCUAUGCAGCAUCUCUGGGGGAGACGGCUGUGGCGUUUGACUUCGGACCACUGGCGGAUUCUCCUCAUCUGAGCGGUCUGCGUAUAAAGGCAGAGCUGCUGGUGUAUCCACUGUACAUUCUGUAUGGGAAUGGAGAGACGUUUCUGAGCUAUAUUUCUCUCACACACCGUGUCAGUAAUUUAGGGAAGACGAUGGGCCCAUUACCCAUGUACCCCGCAGCAGAAGAUAACUAUGGCUAUGACGCGUGUGCUGUGCUCUGCCUGCCUUGUGUGCCAAACAUCCUGGUUAUUGCCACUGAAUCAGGAAUGCUGUACCACUGUGUGGUGCUGGAGGCAGAGGAAGAGGAGGAUGGCGGAGCUGUAGAGAGAUGGUCCAGAGGCUCAGAGACGGUGCCUUCGCUUUAUGUGUUUGAGUGUGUGGAGCUGGAACUGACACUCAAACUGGCUGCUGGGGAGGAGGAAGAGGAGAUUACAGAGUCAGAUUUCACCUGUCCAAUCAGAUUACACCGAGACCCUCUGUGUCAGCACAGGUACCACUGCACACAUGAGGCCGGUGUACACAGUGUAGGACUCAUCUGGUUCAAAAAACUUCACAAGUUUCUGGAGUCUGAUGAGGAGGAUAAAGACAGUCUGCAGGAGCUGGCAGCAGAGCAGCGCUGCAUAGUGGAGCACAUCCUGUGCACCAGACCUCUCGCUAACAGUUUGCCGGCUCCUGUUCGUGGGUUUUGGAUAGUGUCAGACCUGUCCCUGGGAGCCACCAUGAUCUGCAUCACGAGUACCUACGAGUGUCUCCUGCUCCCUCUGCUAAGCUCUAUUCGUCCACCGUCCCCUCCAUUGCUCUGCUCUCAUCCGGGGGCGGGGUCAGGAAGCUCUCCUCUGCGUGGAUUGGCUGAAGACUCCUUUGAACAGCAUAUUCGCAACAUCCUGGCACGCAGCUCAACCAAUCCAUUAAUGCUGAGGGCGGGUGAUAAGGACUCGUCUCCUCCUCCUCCAGAAUGUCUGCAGCUGUUGAGCAGAGCCACACAAGUGUUCAGAGAGGAGUACAUCCUCAAACUAGGCCUGGCUCAUGAAGAAAUGCAGAGAAGAGUAAAGCUCCUGACCAGCCAGAAGAAUAAGCAGCUGGAGGAUCUUGCUCUUUGUAGAGAAGAGAGAAAAAACCUGAGGGAGGCUGCGGAGCGGCUGGCUGAUAAAUAUGAAGAUGCCAAGUAUCAUCAGGAAGCCAUCAUGAACAGAGUAAAACAGGUUUUGGGAAGUCUGCGGAGUCAACUUCCUGUGCUGUCAGACAGUGAGAAGGACAUGAGAAAGGAACUGCAAACCAUCCACGAUCAGCUCCGUCACCUUGACAACGGCAUUAAACAGGUGAACAUGAAGAAGGAAUAUCAGAAGAAGCAGAUGAAUACAGGAGCAUCUCCGGCUCGCUCCAGUCUCACACUCAAUGCCCACCAGAGGAAGUGUGUCCAGGGAGUGCUGAAAGAACAGGGAGAGCACAUCGCUGGCAUGAUGAAGCAGAUCAAGGACGUUAAGAACCAUUUCAGUUUCUGACCAUCAGCAAUCAACAGUCUUCAGAGGCUACAGAAGAGCCAAAUAGCAUCUUCGUAGAGCUCCUUUAAAGGACAGUACUUGACCCAAACCUCUCACAUUCAGAAGUUCUUGAAGAAGAAAAUUGCUGGGAUUUUGGUAUAAACUAGUUUGUCUAUUUUUUUUUUUUUUUAUAAGUAGUAUGUACAUGUACACAUCUCCUUGACAAUAAAGAGUUUUGUACAUUGAA